AUGCCCCGACAACACGAAGGAUACACCCAACUCCCCGAGAUCGAGACAGCCGCGUCUCCUCAAAGCCAUGGGACGACCGUUCACCUCCGCAACAUUGCUGCUACCCUCGCUGCAAGAUCAUUCUCUCGGAUCGAUGUCCUCGACAGCCUGAUGCCGCUCUCCCGCGACCCCUGGUCCAGCACCCCUACCUUGAUCAGCUCCGGCACCAAGGCCACUCUCCGACCCAAGUCGCGACAGCACUAG
Molecule: messenger RNA, 243 nt
Organism: Linnemannia hyalina
Lineage: Eukaryota; Fungi; Mortierellomycota; Mortierellomycetes; Mortierellales; Mortierellaceae
Source: the annotation of a GenBank genome assembly